AUGGGGGACCUGAGGGAUUCUGACAAACGCUGCAGUGACGGGGACCAUCCAGCGGGGGCGCUGUGGGUGUGUGCCGGCUGUGGAGGGGCCAUCAGGGACCCGGUGGUGCUGUGCGUGGGGUCUGAGCAGCAGUGGCACGCCGGGUGUCUGCGCUGCGCCGAGUGCCACUGUCCACUAGAGGGCAGCGUCAGCUGCUUCCUGAGAGACGGGAGGACUCUGUGCAGGGGCGACUACACCAGGAUGUUUGCAGUGAAGUGUGCAGGCUGCAAGGGGGCAGUCCUGCCCUCUGACCUGAUUCUGAAGGCCGGGGGACACGUCUACCACCCCAACUGUCUGUGCUGCUCGCUCUGCAAUCGGCUGCUAAUGCCUGGGGAUCACUUCACACUGGGGUCCCAGGGCCUGUGCUGCCAGGCAGAGCAUGCGAUGCAAGAGCCCCGGAUCUGUGCAGGGGAUAAGCCUAUGAGAUGGAAGGGAUGUGGUGACGGGAGAGGUGCACCCUGGGACAGGACGCGGAGCAGGGUCGGGGGGGUGAGGGUACGCACCGUGCUGAGCGACGGCCAGCUGAGGGCGCUGCGCUCCUGCUACUCCCAGACGCCCCGGCCCGACGCGCGAGUGAAACUGCGCCUGGGUCAGCUGACCGGCCUCAGCCCGCGCGUCAUCCGCGUCUGGUUCCAGAACAAACGCUGCAAGGACAAGAGAAGCAGCCUGAGGACCCGAAAUGCAGGAGAGCUGGGAUCCACGACCCUGCUGUACGCCACUGCCAGGCCCAUGGUGGUCGUGCCCCCCGAGCCACUCGACCCCGCCCUUCAGGUCUGCAUUUUCGAAUCGCCUUGGCAACCACUAGCAGAUCGUGAGGACAGGCCACUCCCCAAGACGGUAGAGAUCCCGGAGUUUGACUUUCGAGUCACAUGA
Messenger RNA from Conger conger (European conger), 912 nucleotides. Its product is annotated as insulin gene enhancer protein isl-2a-like. NCBI's taxonomy places the organism in Eukaryota, Metazoa, Chordata, Actinopteri, Anguilliformes, Congridae. Gene Ontology annotation, biological process: positive regulation of transcription by RNA polymerase II; neuron fate specification; axonogenesis. The record is from RefSeq and is a predicted model, not a curated record. The transcript is spliced from 5 exons. Gene Ontology annotation, cellular component: nucleus. The coding region runs from base 1 to 912 and encodes 303 amino acids. Gene Ontology annotation, molecular function: cis-regulatory region sequence-specific DNA binding; DNA-binding transcription factor activity, RNA polymerase II-specific.